CGCAUUGGUUUCCCCCUGGAUGCUGAACGGGACUUUAAACUCUUACCUUAAUGCCCAUGAGACCCUCUCGAUGGUCGAUAGGCUUCUGCUACUUAAACAGAUUACAGAGGGGCUCCAGUAUCGUGAGUGAUGGAUUGACUAUGGAAGUGACCGAUAUAAUUAUGUUGUCUGCAGUCCACGACCGCGACGUGAUACACGGUGACCUCACCGACAAUAAUGUUCUGGUCGCUGCCGAUGGAUCCCCUCGUCUUGCAGAUUUCGGCAUCUCAAAUAUCUUGGUGCAAACCAACCCCGCCUUUUCCUACCACACCGGUGCAGUACGUUGGGUCGCUCCAGAGCUCCUUGACCCCCCGGAAGAUGAGCCUACACAAUGUGCAACUAAAUCUACCGACAUAUAUGCUCUCGGCGGUAUCAUGCUUCAGGUCCUGUAUGGGAAACAGCCUUACUGCUGGCUGAAGACCGCCAUACAUAUUAUUUCUGCUAAGUUCGGACACAUAGAGCCCAUCGACUCCUCCAUCGGGAUCCAACCUAAUCACCUGGAUUUCAUGCGGCGGUGCUGGUCAACGGCAAAGGAGGGUCGUCCGUCAGUAGAAGAAGUGAUAAAUUAUCUUCAAGAAGCACUGUCGUCACUGUCAAAUGAGACUUCGUCUGUAUAGGGUCUUAGUUCUGAAGCCACCCUCUUUCUCGUCUAAUUAAUGUUAACUCCAGUUGUG
Messenger RNA from Suillus subaureus, 713 nucleotides. Its product is annotated as kinase-like domain-containing protein. Gene Ontology annotation, molecular function: ATP binding; protein kinase activity. The transcript is spliced from 4 exons. The record is from RefSeq and is a predicted model, not a curated record. Bases 162 to 656 code for a protein of 164 amino acids. NCBI's taxonomy places the organism in Eukaryota, Fungi, Basidiomycota, Agaricomycetes, Boletales, Suillaceae. Gene Ontology annotation, biological process: signal transduction; protein phosphorylation. Gene Ontology annotation, cellular component: cytoplasm.